ACCACGAUGUUUACAAACUUGCAUGCUGUGCUGAGAGAAAGGACCAGGCAGUAAUUAUAUCUUUAUGUUACUGUGAUACGUCCUAUCCCGUUACUAACUCGUCAGAUCAGAGAGCACAAGUUUGCAUCAUAUGAUAAUCAUAACAAAAACACCUCACAGAAGAUCGACGCCUUUGUUUCAACCAUGACCCCGUGUUUGCAUCUGUUCUUUCAUUGUUACGGCUCAUCGAAGGCUGGCUGAAUCUUCGAAGUCAAGCUUUUAUCUUUUCGUUUCUCUUUGGGGAAAGUCAAGGUUGAUAUUUAUAAAGACUAAUGGGCGACGCAAAAGACGUAGUAAAGUUAGAGUGGGGACUGGAGGGUUGGAAGGACAAGACUAAGGCCAUAAAAGAGGAGAUAAAACGUCAAAGCGAAGCAAACGAAUUGUUCUUUGUUAAAAAUGCCAAGCAAAUUGACCUGUCUAAGUUUCUGGAGGAGAGCACCAACAAGUACACCUUUGCAAUUAUGGGUAUGAGUGGAGCAGCUAUUGUAAAUCUUCUUCGCACAAUCAUCAUGGAGUACCGUGAAGUAGAUAGUGGUCCUUACUACUUCAAGUUUGCAGCUGAUAAAAAGUUUAAGGUGGAGCUGAUGCCCACAGCGCUUUAUCCUGGACAUGGACUAAUUAAAGUCGUUGGCAGACUGAAGUAUUACUCCUACCAUGAAAUGUGUGCGUUACUGGCUAAGAGUGGCGUGACAAGUAAGGGGCUGGGUGACAUGACGCUCAAACUGAAUACCAAAGGAAUGAAGUCUGCGUUGUUUAAUGCGGUUAGUCCCAUGAACGAACUUCACUUCAUGUUACUCUUUGAAAUCGCGCGGAGGCUGGUACGGGAUUCAAACGGGAAGCCCGUGUCGACAGAUCCCAUACUUGAUCUUCUUCCCUCGGGCGUGAUCAUUGGUCGAAUCAUCGAGCUUUUGCGCGUAGAAAAAGACGUCGUGCUAAGUUACGACAAAGUCUUCGGCGAUCAGCAGCCACUCAAUUGGAUAACGGAGAACAACACUAUACUUAAACGCCAGAAAAUGACUGCCAUUAACAAAAUGUUCUUUGAAAAGUUUAUCCAGGGCCAGCAAGAUGAGGUCCCCUUCAUACGGAGAUUUCUAGAGGAAAACAAGAACGGUUAUAUAAUUAAAACUUUAGAGGGAUACCUUGACGAUUUAAAAGAAGUAUUUGGUGAAAUGUGAUAUAGAACAGAUGAAUAAUCUUCGCCAAGUUAAUCUGCUGUGAUAUUACGAUGAAAACUAAACUUGUCACGCCCAGAUCUCUCUCUCUCUUUGCGAAAGUGGGGUGUCUGUGAAACGCAGAAACUGGAUUCGAUGUUAACUUUAACUACCGAAACAUAAUUAUCAUGUUUUAUUUAACAUAGGAAGUUUACAAAAGCGCCAAAAAAAAUUAGUAUUUAAAAUGAAGACAACACUUGAUUUUCUUUAUGAUUAUUACUGAACUAACUUAAUGUUCCACUAACAAUGUCCGUCAACGAGAUAUCGAUCACAGCGCUUCGUGCGCGCUGUACUAAACAGGAACAAGAAUCUUAUUUUCUCUUAGACAGGACCCUUUUCGGAUUUUUUGUAGAUGCAUGGUCAAACUGGUUUGUGUUAUGUGUAAGUGGAGUACUAGUAUCAAGUCAGAGGCUUACACACUCUUGAAGAUUUUGUAAGAGUAGCUACAUUGGACUCCUCAGUUUUCAUCUGAGGGACAACAAACAGCAUCAAAAGGUACUGAGACACUUAUAUGAACAAUGAUGAGGCGUAGACAGCAUUUUUCAACGAGGGAAGUCGUGUUUCAGCUGUGUCUUAGUGAAAUUUGAGUCCUUACAUGCACUUGUUUAUGCCAUUAAUUACUAUCAUUUGCAUACGAGGGCUGUGAGGGGGAGGGUGGGGAGGGGGACGGAGGCACACGAACUCUAAGCCUCUCUCCUUCAUCCUCCUACCUCAUAAUUUCACCAUUUUCUAUCAUGAUUCUCCUCGCCAGCCCGGCAGGAGUUGUGAUUUUACCUUGUUGAUUGAUAUUUCUAACUCUUUUACUAGGCUAAGUCUUCCAUUUCAUCAUUAAUUUAUUUAGAACUGAAAAUCGCUUUUCAUUCGUUAGUGGUUGGUAACUGUCAGCCUUUGAAAAGUUGUUUCCGCAAGGAUUCACACUUAAAGUACUUUCGUUUGAUCAAGAGACAUGUACUAUGCAGGUUUGACUUCAUUAGAAAUUUAGUAAUUUUUAAAAACCGAACGAUACAGAAAGGUUAUUAGCGGGUUGUCGAAGGUGCAAGGGGAAAUACACAAUUUUGAAAGAGUAUAUUUAUACGAAAUGUUUGUCGCCAUCGUUUCAUAACUGGCUUACCUUCUACUCUUAAUUAAGUGUAAGAAUAAAAGCAGAAUCCAAUUUAUCUUU
Stylophora pistillata is the source of this 2412-nucleotide messenger RNA. RefSeq lists its product as uncharacterized. Lineage: Eukaryota; Metazoa; Cnidaria; Anthozoa; Scleractinia; Pocilloporidae. The record is from RefSeq and is a predicted model, not a curated record.